Messenger RNA from Meloidogyne enterolobii, 595 nucleotides. Lineage: Eukaryota; Metazoa; Nematoda; Chromadorea; Rhabditida; Meloidogynidae. The record is from the annotation of a GenBank genome assembly.
CUCUCUCAAUUUUUUGUUAAUUAUGCUUCCGGAAAUUGUACCUUUGUUUUUAUCAUUUUCAACUACAAGUGUUUCUACUUCUUUAUUUUUGCUUCACUUUCUCUUGGAAUUUUUUAUUGUUCCCAUAAAUGCUUCCUGUAUGCCUGUAUUUUUUGCUCAGGCAAUUUCUUCAAGACAAGUCAGAACAAUGGAAUUGUAUUUUACAAAGGAAGGCGUUCCUUCAGCAGCAGACUGUGCCACCCUAUGCGGCCAGAGGCAUUUUUUCUGUCAAUCAGCGAUUUACAACCACGAUGUUCGUAGUUGUGCUCUCUCUCCAAAUAGGCCUAUUCAAUGUUCAUUGUCCAAACAACGUUUUAAUUAUUUUCAUCUCAAAACUGACGGUGCCGAUGCCCUAUCAUUACUUGCAUGUAUUCAAAUAUGUCAACAACCAACAACAUCAACAACAAUACCUACAGAAAAUGUUUUGAAUAAGGAAGAAAUUAAAAGAACAACCAUAAAACAACAACAAUCUUUGGAAUUUUCACCGAUUCAUGAUGAAGAAGAAAAAUCGUCUUUAAGGGAUAAAAAGGUGGGGGAUAGAAAAGGGAAGGUUUAA